Messenger RNA from Xenopus tropicalis (tropical clawed frog), 783 nucleotides. It is a transcript of the gene tff3.3, whose product is annotated as trefoil factor 3, gene 3. The transcript is spliced from 5 exons. NCBI's taxonomy places the organism in Eukaryota, Metazoa, Chordata, Amphibia, Anura, Pipidae. The record is from RefSeq and is a predicted model, not a curated record. Gene Ontology annotation, cellular component: extracellular region. The coding region runs from base 65 to 595 and encodes 176 amino acids.
UAUAAAUAUCAGCUUUAUCCUCAGAGCGCCCAAUUGGCUCCUGUAAACUGACUCGGCACCCACAAUGGCGGCCAAGGUAUCUGUCCUGCUGGUCGCUCUCCUUUACUUUGGGCAUUCCAGCUUUGCUAAAAACAGCCAUAGCAGCAGCAGCAGUGAAGAAAAGUACCCCAUUAGCAAGAAAGACUGCAAAGUGGAUCCUCAUGUGAGAAGAGACUGUGGUUACUCUGGAAUUAGCGAAUCGGAAUGCAAAAAACGCAACUGCUGCUUCGAUUCCAGUAUUCUAAAUGUCAACUUUUGCUUCUUUUCUCGCUCCCAAGAUAAAGAGCAGUGCUCGAGUAACAAGAAAGACAGGAAGAACUGCGGCCACUCAGGCAUCAGCGCCAGGGACUGUUAUUCCAAGGGAUGCUGUUACGAUCCCAGCGAUCGCAGUGGCAAUGAGUGCUACAAGCCAACCGUGAAAAGUUGCGCCGUGACUCACAAAAACAGGAAAGAUUGCGGCUAUCCGUACAUCAGCGCCAAAGACUGCUUUUCAAGAGGGUGUUGUUUCGAUGACAGCGUUCCCCAAACCAUCUGGUGUUACUAUGGCACUAACUAAAGCGGAAAACGAUUUUUCCUUGGUUGUCGGAGUUUAGGACAACCCCAAGUACAAAGACGUUUAAUGUAUAUUGUUACAAUAUUGUUGACUUCAGUCUGAGUAAAUUUAUAUGUAAUAAACUGUCAAAACAAAAUGAACUGUUAAAAAAACUGUCAAAAAAAUAAUAAAAAAAGCAAUGAUUUACCUGC